This is a messenger RNA of Eremomyces bilateralis CBS 781.70, 2572 nucleotides long. RefSeq lists its product as uncharacterized. The coding region runs from base 213 to 2309 and encodes 698 amino acids. The record is from RefSeq and is a predicted model, not a curated record. The transcript has 2 exons. Gene Ontology annotation, cellular component: microtubule; cytoplasm; membrane. Gene Ontology annotation, molecular function: GTP binding; GTPase activity; microtubule binding. Lineage: Eukaryota; Fungi; Ascomycota; Dothideomycetes; Eremomycetales; Eremomycetaceae.
UACGCUGCUGAGGUGUUGUUGAUUCACUUCAACUGUUCAAACCUCAGCAUCUCGAAAGAUGUCCGUCUAUAAACACAAACCUUCUUUGCUUCAACGGAUUUAGAGAAUCUUUCGUGCCUUUCCUUACACGAAUUGUGGGAGGGACCAUCUUUGCCUCUACUAUCGCUUUGGUCUUUCGCUUUGUCCUCCUGACUUGUCUUUUAUCCCCUGUUAUGCCAAUGACACGUCAACUCAUCAUGGUGGCUGAGGUGGCACAUAGAGAGUGCAUCGAGACCGUGGACCUAUCAGGUCUAGACACUCAAAUGGACCAUAAUGCUAUGUUAGAGCUUCAAAGGGAUCAGCAACAACUGCUUAACCUGAUCCACGAAGUCCGCCAGCAAGGAAUAUGCAAUCAUGUCCCUAUGCCACAGCUCAUCAUUUGCGGAGCUCAGUCUGCUGGCAAGAGUUCUGUUUUGGAAGCCAUCUCCCGCUUUCGUUUCCCAAUUAGGGAGACAGGCUGUACAAGAUGGGCCACAGAGCUCAUCCUAAAGAGGGCCGAAAGCCAUGUCGUCCAUGUCUCUGUGAUCCAAGCAGAUCCGGAAUGUGCAACAUCCGGCGCCUUGAAAGCUUUCACAAAACGUGCGACCACUUGUACGGAUAUGGACCAUCUCGCAAAAUUGCUAGCAGAAGAACAAGCCGUGCUCCACCUGGCCCAUCGAGACAGCGAUCACGGCUUCAUUAUAGAGGACACCCUUCGAAUCGAAGUCUGUGGUCCCAACCUACCUCAUCUCACACUGGUCGAUCUUCCUGGUAUCACUCAUGAAGGCGAUAGCGAAGACGUGAACGCAGCAAAAAGGAUAGCCACCAAAUAUCUCGGCAACGAAAGCGCAAUUAUAUUGCCUGUUCUUGAAACUCAUCAAUAUACAUCCAACCAAAGGGUAUUGGACUUUGUCAACCAAUAUGACAAGGAACGAAAGAGGACCUUUGCCAUUCUCACAAAGCCCGACCGUGUCGAACCCGGGUCGGAUCUAGAAUCUGUGGCUGUCGAGCUUGCAAAGAACCGGCACUCCAAGUAUGGAGGAUUUGAGUAUGGUUGGGUCGUACUGAAGAAUCGCGACCAGUCCACGCUAAAUACUACCGACGUCGAACGCGACGCUUGUGAACGUGAGUUCUUCCGCAAAGGCAUUUGGAGUGGAGCGGAUCCGAACCUUUGGGGUGUACGUUCCCUUCGCUGUCGUCUCAGUGCCAUUCUCUUCAAGCGCAUUGGAAAUGUGUUGCCUCAACUCACCAAGGGCGUUGAAACACGGAUCAACGACAUUUCGCUCCAGAUUCGAAAAUUUGGACCAGAAAGAGCCACGCCUGAGCAGCAGAGGAAGUAUCUGGUGGACACUGUGACGAAAUUCCGAGAGCUCAUCAUCUGUGGGAAAAAGGGCGACUUCAGCGAUCCAUUUUUCAGCACUCAACGGCAGGGAAUUAAGACAACAUUGCGCGCGAAUAUCCACGACCGAAAUGGACAAUACAGCAACGAAAUGGCGGUACAAAAACCCGAAAGGGGUACUGUCCUAGCACUGUUCAAGAACGGUCGGACAGCAGAAGCGCUGGAUGCAGUCUCACAAACAGCAUCCAAAUAUCGUGGACAAAGCUUGCCAGGAUUCCAAAACUCCGAACUCCUAGGGAUCCUUUUUCGUGAAGAGGUCAAAGGGAAUUGGCGAGACGUCACACUGAAGCAUGCAGAGGCAACUUUCAACUAUGUCAAGGGAUUCCUCUAUGCGGCAUUGCAAGCGGCUACAGAUGAGCGAACAGCACAUCUCAUCAUGCAAGAGAUUCUAUCCGAUGUGCUGGAGACCCGCCACCAUGAACUUCAAGAGAUGUGCUCGUUGUUGUUGAAGCCUCAUGAAGCAGGCCACCCGAUCACAUAUGACCCAGACUAUGAAAAACAGUGUCGGGUACUCGCUGAUGAGCUGGGUGGCGGAGAUGCCAGAGGUUCACCUGAGGAAGCCCCUGAGAAACAUUAUGCGAACUUUAUUUUGAGCGGCCUGGCAACAUACCAUAAAAUCAAAUUGAGAAUACUGGUUGACAAUGUAGCCGUUCUCGCCAUCGAGAGCUGCCUCUUACACCAGUUGGAAGAUACCCUUCCUCUUGCGACUGUGGCUGCCAUGGAUAAUGACACGCUAGGGAGACUUGCCGGGGAAGACGAAGAUAUUGGAGAGGCUCGACGUUCAGCAAGCAAUUCCUUAGUAGCCUUGAAAGCUGCUCAAGCCUUGUUGAAAAGGAUGAUAUCUGCAGAAAAACUGAAGGACCAAGGUAGGUUUUAUUUCCGCAGCCGUUGAUUCGACCAUGUUAUUGAUCUAUGACAGGCCUAUAUCCACCCGAUUCUUCUAGCAUCCAACAGACAAACACUGCUGGUAAUAGGGUUGGUGGGCAGCAUGGGGGACUAGCUGGUCCUAGAAAUACAGGACAGUCUCCCGGCGGAGGCCCGAAUGUACCUGCAAAUAAUAUCAGCCCGGCUGCCACUACUCCUUUAGUGUCCGCUGUGUCGCCAUUAAGUACCCUAAGGAUCAUAGGCGAACCUUCCACUUCCGGCAACCAAGCC